UACACUGGUGAAGGAGCUACACAAUAACAGGACAGGUUCAGUGCGCUUCCAAAUGAUCUCAUGGUCAUUCGUGUAACCAAGGCGACAGAGACAUGGCUGCCGGCGGCGCUCUCCCCAUGGUGGAUCUGGCGCCUUUCUUCAACGAAGACGACGGCGGCAGGGGCGGCGUCGUCCGCGCCAUCGAGGCCGUGCGCGAGGCGUGCCGGACGCACGGCUUCUUCCCCGCCGUCAACCACGGCGUGCAGGCAGAGGUCAUGUCGCGCGCGCUCGAGCUGUCGGCCGCGUUUUUUGCAUUGCCGGACGACGAGAAGGCCAGGGCUCGGCCGGCCGAGGGGACCGUGGCGCCCCUCCCGGCGGGCUACGCGCGGCAGCCGACGCACUCGGCUGACAAGCACGAGUACGUGCUGGUGUUUGAUCCGAAGCUCGGGUUCAACGAGUACCCCGCUGAGCCAGCCGGAUUCAGAGAAGCAGUGGAGGAGUGUUACACCAAGUUCACCGAGCUGGGGCUGCUCGUCCAGGAGGUCCUGAACGAGUGCAUGGGCCUGCCGCCGGGGUUCCUCAGGGACUACAACGGCGACCGUGGCUUCGACUUCAUGGCGGCGCUGCGCUACUUCCCGGCGACGGAGGAGGAGAACAACGCUCAGGACGGUGUCGGGGGUCUCGAGGUCCUCAAGGACGGCGAGUGGGUCCGGGCGGAGCCCGUCGACGGCAGCAUCAUCGUCAACAUCGGCGACGUCAUACAGGUGCUGAGCAACAACAAGUUGAAGAGCGCGACGCACUGGGUGGUGAGGAAGCCGGUGCACAGGCACUCGCUCGCGUUCUUCUUCAACAUCCACGGCGACAAGUGGAUCGAGCCGCUGCCGGAGUUCACGACGAAGAUCGGCGAGGCGCCGCGCUACAGGGGGUUCGUGUUCAAUGAGUACCAGCAGCUGCGGAUGAGGAACAAGACCCAUCCACCGUCCAGGCCCGAGGACGUCGUCCACAUAACCCAUUAUGCCAUCUAGCCUGCUGGGAAAUUGGUUUCGAUUGCAGUAAUGCAUGAGAGCUGCAUGGUCUGUUAGUCUGUUACAGCAAUUCGUGGUUCCAGAUGUUGUUACGAAAACGGGGGCUAUCAAAUUUGAGA
Molecule: messenger RNA, 1123 nt
Organism: Panicum hallii
Lineage: Eukaryota; Viridiplantae; Streptophyta; Magnoliopsida; Poales; Poaceae
Product: flavanone 3-dioxygenase 2-like
Molecular function (GO): dioxygenase activity
Source: RefSeq, a predicted model, not a curated record